UCGGUUCCUCUUCGUUCUUCUUCGUUCUUCCUGGUUCCCCGCUUCAAAGUGUCCCGGCACUUCGCUCAACAAGUCCAAAGUUGUCCGGACGCGGUAGCGGGAUGGACGCGGUGACGGGGAGCCCUUCUCCGAGAAGAACCCCGGCGCCUCGCCUGAAAAUGUGACGAGCGAGACGCCAGCUUGAUUUUGUUUUCUCUUCCACGAGCGCUUGUAAGCGGCUGCGGGCUAACUGUUAGCCACCUAGCGCGCUAGCUGUUAGACACCGAGCGCCCGGUAGCUGCCGGACACUUUGGCCGUGUGAACGUCUUCGACCGCUGGGCGGCGGAACGGAGCGUCGAGCAUGGAGAACAAGGACAAAGUUCAGAUGCGGAACCAUCCUCGCAGGCAUAUGAAGAAGCUGAGCGAGGACAGCCUGACCAAGCAGCCCGAGGAAGUGUUCGACGUGCUGGAGAAGUUGGGUGAAGGGUCGUACGGCUGCGUGUUCAAGGCUCACUACCGAGAGACGGGCGAGAUCGUGGCCAUCAAGCAGGUUCCCGUCGAGUCGGACCUGCAGGAGAUCAUCAAGGAGAUCUCCAUCAUGCAGCAGUGCAACAGUCCACAUGUGGUGCGUUACUACGGCAGCUACUUCAAGAACAGCGACCUGUGGAUUGUCAUGGAAUACUGCGGCGCGGGGUCCGUGUCCGACAUCAUACGCAUCCGCAGCAAGACGCUGACUGAGGAGGAGAUAGCCAGCAUCCUUCAGUCGACGCUGAAGGGUCUGGAGUAUCUUCACUUCAUGAGGAAAAUCCACCGGGACAUCAAGGCGGGCAACAUCCUGCUCAACACGGAGGGUCAGGCCAAGCUGGCCGACUUCGGCGUCGCCGGUCAGCUGACGGACACCAUGGCCAAGAGGAACACGGUGAUCGGGACGCCCUUCUGGAUGGCGCCCGAGGUGAUCCAGGAGAUCGGCUACAACUGCGUUGCGGACAUCUGGUCGCUGGGCAUCACCGCCGUCGAGAUGGGCGAGGGGAAGCCGCCCUAUGCCGACAUCCACCCCAUGAGGGCCAUCUUCAUGAUCCCCACCAACCCUCCGCCGACGUUCCGCAACCCGGACGUGUGGUCGCCGCACUUCCGGGACUUUGUGAGCCAAUGCCUGGUGAAGAACCCGGAGAACAGGGCCACCGCCACGCAACUGCUGCAGCACGCUUUCAUCAAGGCGGCCAAGCCCAGCAGCAUCCUGAGAGCGCUCAUCAGCGACGCCAUGGACAUUAAAGCUAAGCGGCGAGAGGCGGCGGCGGCGCACGCAGAGCACGACGACGACAAUGACGACGACAAUUCCGAAGAGGACGAGGUGGACCAGGGGACCAUGGUGAGAGCGGCGCCGGGCGACUCUGCCACCGUGCGGGCCGCCGGCACCGUGGGCCGACGAGACGGCGACGAGGAGGCGGGGACCUUGCGCUCGCAGCUGGGAACCAUGGUCAUCAACUCGGACGACGACGACGCGGGCACCAUGAAAAGGACGGACGAGAGCUCGCCGCCAUCCAAACCGUCGUUCCUGGAAUACUUCGAGCAGAAGGAGAAGGAGGCCGGCAGUCAAAAUGGAGGAGGAGAGGAGCGCAAAGUGCUGGCUGAAGGAGAUCUGGAGCUGACAGCAAUCGACGCCGAUACGAUUGAGUCCGACGGUGACGUAACAGGAUGGAUGCCGAUUUUUGCAGGUCAGUUCGUGGUCGGUGGAAGAUCUGCGCGUGCGUCUGGCCGCGCUGGACCCGCAGAUGGAACAAGAAAUGGAGGAAAUCCGACAGCGCUACCAAGCCAAGAGGAAACCCAUCCUGGACGCCAUCGAGGCCAAGAAGAGACGACAGCGCAACUUGUGAAGAGAGGCGCUCCCCGCCGACUCCACCGGCGCCCACGUGACGUGCGGGGCCGCAAACUUUUUCAACGUUUGAGCGUCCUCUCGUCGGAGCUCAUCUGCUCGCCGGCCAUCUCGAAAAUGGAAGCGGCGCUCGGCCGACGCCGGCCGUGUUGCCUGAAUGUAGCGUCACGGCACUACUUUCCUUUUCCUGCCGUCGACGUUCACUCGCUUGCGUCGUGACUUCGGGAAGCUCCUCCGGGCCAAAACGCCAGCAAAAGCUCGACGGACGUUUGGACACGUUUUGCGAGAUGCGCCGCCAGAGCGCGCGCCACUUCCUGUUAGCGUUCCACUCUCACGUUUGUUUGCCGUCGACUUUUUUUUUUUUUUCUGGCGGAAAAAGGGAAAUAAUGUGAGUCGAAAGCACUGGAGGCGAAAAUGCCGGAAUGUUUUUUUUUCUACACGAGCUGUUGUCUUAGCGUAAGCUGCAAAUUUAAAACUUCAAACGGAAACUCGAACAAGGCGCGCGCUCAUCGCCGUCUCAUUUUGUUUUGUGACGGAAAAAGAAAAAACUGUCAACUGGAAUCUUGUUGGAUGUUUGCGAAGUUUCUGCGUGAAUGGCAAAGAUGUCCUCGCUUGGGUUAGGGAGGUGUGGCGAACUCCCACCGAUUUCACCACCUUUAGCCGUCGUGCGAGAGAGAGAGAGACAAAGCUUGCUGGCUCAUCGGUUGACUAGUGCUUGACUGAUUAGUCCGUUUUUGGUUAGGCCUGGUGGGUUAUUUAGUUGAUUGGUUGGUCGAUUAGACAGUUGGUUGGUUCAUUGGUUGGCUUAUUAUUAUUAUUAUUAUUAGUAGUAGUAGUAGUAGUAGGAGUAGGAGUAUAGUAAUUGACUAAUGAACUAACCAACCAGUCAGCGAGUAUAUUGAUCAAAUCUGUCGGUCGGCAAGGAUUAAUCAACUAGUUGGUUGGCUCUUUGAUGAGUCAAUUGAUUAAUGGGUUGGUUUUUGAUCAGUUGAUUGCUUGCUUGGUUGGUUGACUGAAUGGUUGAUCUGUUGAUUGGCCGGUUGUUGGGUUAGGGUUACUUACUCAAUUGGUUGCUUCGUUAACCUAUUGAUUGGUUGGCUGUUUGCAAGGUAGGUUUAUUGGUAGGCUAAUUGGCUAAUGAAUUAACCAACCAAUUUGAUUCAUAGAUUGGCUGGCUGCUACACUGGUUAGCGCGUCAGUCAACUGUUUCACUCAAUUAACCGACCAAUCGAUUGGCUAUUCAACUCACAAACAACCAGUUGAGUAAACAACUACUCAAUUGGCUAAAUAAGCAACCAAUCAAGUGACUAAUGAACUACUCGCGCAAUGAAUUGCCAAAGCGAGCACGUAAUGAAGUAAAUAAGCAAGCGAUGCACCGAGCGAGCGAGCGGAAACCUUUCGAACGACAUCGGAAACGUCUUCGACUACAAUGUGAGGACACUUUGGAAAAUGCAACUUUGGCCGGUUGCCACGGCGACCCGCGUGAUGGAGAACGUACACCGAAACGAAGCCGCCAAAUAUUCCUUUUGAUCUUUUUCCAUUCCCAUUGAUGAACGCUUUGUUUCGAGUGCUUACGGGUCUUUUCAUUUUUAUUUGAACUUGUCCAGAUGCUGUCUGUCUGAUGUUUGCUGUAUUUAAGUUGUCAACACAAUAAAGACAAAAAAGUGC
Phycodurus eques (leafy seadragon) is the source of this 3520-nucleotide messenger RNA. RefSeq names its product serine/threonine-protein kinase 4-like. Lineage: Eukaryota; Metazoa; Chordata; Actinopteri; Syngnathiformes; Syngnathidae. The coding region runs from base 341 to 2071 and encodes 576 amino acids. The record is from RefSeq and is a predicted model, not a curated record. Gene Ontology annotation, cellular component: cytoplasm. The transcript has 12 exons. Gene Ontology annotation, molecular function: protein serine/threonine kinase activity; ATP binding. Gene Ontology annotation, biological process: protein phosphorylation; protein tetramerization; regulation of MAPK cascade.